AUGCAUAGUCCCCAAAUGAAACCCACAACAAGGGUGCAAACCUCAUCAUUUCAAGGUAAAAAGCCUUCCAAAAAGACCCUUACAAUUGCUCCUGAAAUGGAUGCCUCUCUACACAUUCUUUUAGCAAAAAGUCCAGUUACAUCAUCUACACACAAAAGCCCUUCAAAGUGAGCUGAAAGCAAUGAAGAUCUCAAUGAAAUGUGCCGUAGGCUACUAGAAGAGCAGCAGAAAUUAAAGCAACAGCUCAAAGACCAAGAAAUAUUGAUCCAUAAGCUGAGAGGAGAGUCCCGAAGCCAAUUAUCCAGAUAUAAAGAGCCUUUAAAAAUGUUCCAAGAAGCUGUCAGCAAUUUAGAAAAAGACAGAAAAGUCAAAGAGCUGCUUUUACGACGAUCAGAAACCCCCACUUCAAUAAGUUCUGUCUCCAACAAAUUUAAGCUGCCUGAGGUAAAACUAAGGUCAGAGCGAUGUGUUUCUUUAAAUGUCAGAAACAUGUCACCUGGAAAUGAAGAAAAUUUUACAUUCAGACCUGGGAAUAGCAGCGCUAAAUCGCCAUCAAGGCAUAUUCGGUUUCCUUAUGAUGUGUUUAGCAAGAGGAUAAAGAGGAAAAGAUACCUCUCAAACCAAAUUGAAUAA
Messenger RNA from Blepharisma stoltei, 633 nucleotides. Lineage: Eukaryota; Ciliophora; Heterotrichea; Heterotrichida; Blepharismidae. The record is from the annotation of a GenBank genome assembly.